Ceratina calcarata is the source of this 5663-nucleotide messenger RNA. Its product is annotated as ribosomal protein S6 kinase alpha-5. NCBI's taxonomy places the organism in Eukaryota, Metazoa, Arthropoda, Insecta, Hymenoptera, Apidae. The coding region runs from base 521 to 3220 and encodes 899 amino acids. Gene Ontology annotation, biological process: intracellular signal transduction; protein phosphorylation. The record is from RefSeq and is a predicted model, not a curated record. Gene Ontology annotation, molecular function: protein serine/threonine kinase activity; magnesium ion binding; ATP binding. The transcript is spliced from 6 exons.
CUAUACAUCCUUAAACGCUCGAUGUAUUCGCUUAUGUCCAUGCAGCAAUUUUGAAAUUUCAUAGUUACAUAAAGAAAAAAGAUUUUGCGCAGUUAUUUUAAUGAGUUUCCUCAAUCGAUAAUUUAUCGGCGGAGUCAACAGCGACCUGUGUUGUAUAUUGCGCGUGGCGGCUGCGCAGUGAACGGAAACGUGCGUGUCUUCGACGUCCGUCAACGCGGAUGCGAGAAAACCGUGGCAAUCAUGUAAAAACGCGGUGUCAACGUUGUUUCACGGGUCGUUCGUCGAUUCCACGUGAUAAUCGGAAGGAUCGGUCUUUUGAAUCUGACGAGAAACCCGCGAUACAUCGGUCCGUUCGUUCUGUGCAACACCGCGAUUCUCGUUACGCGUGCACGGUGAGAAAGACGUAGACAUCUCUCGGCAAGAGGGUCAUCGAGCAGCCCGCACGAAUGGUUCCUCUCUGAGGAGGAUCGACGCCCGCCUGUACAGUGAGUGACAUCGAAUAUUAACGAGCGACAAGGACAUGGAGAACACCAUGCAACCGCCACUUCCGCCUCCACCCCCACCCUUGGAAAUCCUUCCAAACAGCAGCACGGAGCACACGGUCACCCAUGUCUUAACAUUUGUAAACCUGGCGGACAGCGGAGGCCAGAGGGUAGACAUGACGCACUUCGAUCUGCUGAAGGUCCUUGGAACUGGAGCUUACGGAAAGGUGUUCCUGGUGCGAAAGAGAACCGGCGCUGAUAUCGGCCAACUCUACGCCAUGAAAGUCCUGAAGAAAGCCUCGAUCAUCCAAAGGAAGAAAACAACGGAACAUACCAAGACGGAGAGACAAGUUCUGGAGGCUGUUCGAGACAGUCCUUUUCUAAUUACGCUGCAUUACGCUUUUCAGACAGAUGCAAAGCUCCAUUUGAUUUUAGAUUAUGUCAGCGGCGGCGAGUUGUUUACCCAUCUGUAUCAACGAGAACACUUUAACGAGGACGAAGUGCGAAUUUAUAUCGGCGAAAUUAUUUUAGCGCUAGAGCAACUACACAAACUGGGUAUAAUUUACAGGGACAUUAAACUAGAGAACAUACUGUUGGACAGAGAGGGACAUAUCGUGUUAACAGAUUUCGGACUGAGCAAAGAGUUCCUGCCGCACGAAAGGGACAGCAACGCCCGUGCUUACUCCUUUUGCGGAACUAUCGAGUACAUGGCACCGGAAGUGGUACGAGGGGGCUCCGCGGGACACGAUAUUGCGGUGGACUGGUGGAGCGUGGGCGUGCUCACGUACGAACUCUUAACCGGCGCUUCUCCUUUUACGGUCGAUGGCGAGAGAAACACGCAGCAAGACAUAUCUCGCCGGAUCCUGAAGACCGACCCACCGGUCCCGAGUCACCUGAGCCCGACCGUUCGCGAUUUCAUCCUUCGGCUUCUGGUGAAAGACCCUCGGCAAAGGCUUGGCGGUGGUCCGACCGACGCGAAGGAACUGAAGGAGCAUCCAUUCUUCCAGACAGCUCCACCUCCAUUCACGUGGGACCUACUGGAAAAACGCGAGAUCACUCCGCCUUUCGUUCCUCGUAUCACCCACGAAUUGGACACCAGUAACUUCUCCGACGAGUUUACCCAAAUGUCUAUUGCGGCCGACAGUCCCGCGGUGGUUCCACCUAAUUAUGACAAGAUCUUCAGAGGCUAUUCUUACGUGGCACCGUCUAUAUUAUUCGGGAAUAACGUAGUCAGUAAGGAUAUCGUCAAGGAAGCUACAAAGGCCAGCACGGAGGGCCAGAGACCAUCAGCGGCGGACGUGUUAGCCGCCAGAUUCGAAGAGUCGACGUUCUUCCAGACUUACGAGCUAGAUUCGCGAGAGGAAGCUUUGGGCGACGGUAGCUUCUCAGUAUGUCGCAAGUGCAGGCAUAAGAAGACGUUGCAGGAGUAUGCUGUGAAGAUCGUCAGUCGAAGGGUCGACUGCGGGAGGGAAGUGGGCUUGUUGAGGGCCUGCCAAGGACACCAGAACAUCGUCAAACUGGUAGAAGUGCACCAUGACAGGGCGCACACAUAUAUAGUGAUGGAAUUAUUGUCCGGCGGAGAACUCCUGAGGCGGCCGAGGCCGUUCACCGAGCAACAAGCCAGCAGAAUAAUGCGACAACUCGCUUCCGCUGUUCGAUUUAUGCACUCAAGAGGCGUAGUCCAUCGGGAUUUGAAGCCGGAGAACAUAGUGUUCGCUCACGAAGGCGAGGAUGCGCCUGCGAUCAUCGUGGACUUCGGUUUCGCCAGAAUAAAACGUGGCUGCGAGCCUCUCCACACUCCGUGUUUCACGUUGCAAUACGCGGCGCCGGAGGUAGUCGCUUGCCAAGGCUACGAUCAAAGCUGUGAUCUCUGGAGCCUGGGCGCGAUCUUGUAUUCCAUGUUGUCCAGGAAACAGCCGUUUAUAACAGGCUCUCCGGACUUGGCCACAAGAAUCAGGGCCGGUGAAAUCGAUUUCGACAGCGAAUCUUGGAGUCACGUGUCUAGUCUCGCCAAACAAGUAGCCAAAGGGCUGCUGACCGUGGAUCCUAACAAAAGACUGACAGCCACCGGUUUGGCAAAACAUCCGUGGCUGCACGAAUCGAACUCGAUCGAUGACGGAACCUCGCCCGAGGUAAUCGCGAUAGAUAAUUGCAGUGCCUCGGUGGAGAAGUCGGAAGGCUUCCGGUUGCGCGAAGUCGACGGUGCUCGUCUCGCGCAGCGUCGGAAGCUUCAUAAGCGGUCCACUUCCAGUUCUGUGUCGUCUUCCGCUUCCACUACAUCUUCCAGCCCUUCCGUGCAACUCCUCCGGCCACCGAGCACUACUACCAACCCGGCUACUUCCGCUUCACCCGCGCAGCCGAGCGUCUUCGAUUUCGGCGAAGACAAAGUCAAUGAGUACCUCAGUUCCUUGUCCUCCUCUUCGGAUUCGAAUUCGCCGAGGAUCAUGUUACAGGAAGAAUCCGCGAACAAGGAUAGGCACAAGCGGGAGGAGGACGAGGAAGCUAAGAAGAGGCACGAGAGGCACGAGAGGCACGUGGAAACCGACGAGAUUUACAAAAGUAGAGUCGGUCCGGUGACCAGAUCCAGAAAGAGGAAACUGGAGGAAGAAACUGUGAACGGGGACGAGUCACCGGUGACGCACUCCUGCGAGACGAGCCACGUUGACUGCCAGGAGAUUCACCGUAAACAGAAGGCAGGCAAACGGCCCAAGAGGCUCGCCAGCAUCGUCGUCGAUUAGACGAAACCGUCGCCUCGCGUCUCCUAUGUACGAUGUGUGCAUUUCAGGUGAUGUUCUUAAAUGUCGGCUGCCUUCGAAGCUCGAAUCGUUUCGGGCGACACAUUGCGUCAUUCCUAUUUCCGGGACAUCGCUCGGGGCCCACAAAAUCUAAUUAAUGGUAUCUAAAACCAAUGUUAUGAAAUGUUACAGGAGUUCGUUAAAGAUUCGAACAUAUUUUCUUUUUAUUACGUGAGUUCUAUUCAUUAAUAGGCCACGUUGUCAAACCAAUGUUUCUAAACGCUUAUUAAUGAAUAGAACUCGCGUAAGAAAAAAAAAAUAUGGUCGAAACUUUAACGAACUCCUGUAACAUUGCAUAACAUUGAUUUUAGAUACCGUUAAUUAGAUUUCUUGGUUGCCCGUAAGUUAAUUAGUUUGUAUGCGAUAUUUAAUAUUCUUUUCCAAUUCGUUAAUUUUUUUUUCCGUUUAGUUUUAUAACGUGGAAAUUAUGUUGGAAGUGAUGAACAUUGAAGUGAUGUUGGCUUAGUUGACUCUCCGAUGAAUCUGUACAGGAUUUAAAAUGGCGUCCCUAAACAAUACGGUUCCUUAUCGCAAUCUUAAAUUAUAUUGUCGUAGGUACCUUUAAUUUUAUGCCAUGUUUAGGAUUACGUAUCACCGAAGGGAGCUCUGGGAAAUGGUACUUGAAGUAGAAAAUAACGGAUACGUGUUCCUCCUUUAUCUUAAUACACAAUUCUGAACAAGCGUUCAUCAUUCCCAUCGUUCACCGCAGUUUGCCUGAUCGCGAGACCUUCAAAUAAGAUUUCAUUUAUUUCAUAGUAAAUAAUUUUCUGUUCCAUCGAUAUAAGCUAUUUUUUUAAAUACUGUACUAUGCUAUACCUGGUCAGCUCCUUUAUGUGGAUACUAAGUGAUGUACAUAUUAAUAAAUCCCAGAAUUAACUCGUGGAACGUUCUCGAUGUUGGAGAACGUCGAGUCGUCGAUUUGUACAGAAUAAGAAAUCGAAACGCGACGAGAGGUCAACGAAACGAUACACGGGAGUCGGUUCCGUUGACUGGGUCCUCUUUCCUCGCGUUGUCUGUGAUCAACCGUGUAAAAUGAAAUACGAGAGAAGUCGUCUAAUUAGUUGAUCGUUUCGUUGAGUCUUGAACUUCUUCAACACCCUCUGCUGUAUGAUUUAUCUUUGAAUGAAGGAGAAUAAGGUAAACCUAGAGAAGAAUGACGCCUUCGUAAACAAACGGCGGGCUGAGAAUCGUAGCAAGCGAGAACUUCGAAACAUACGUUCCCUCUAGUAUUCUUUAAUUAUUUCGUGCUACUAUGAUUUUCAACCCGUAAGAACUCGAUUCGUGGAAAUCACGCAUAGAAAAUGUGCCUCAGAAAGAACGACGAUUUGUAAAGGAGUGCAUGUUACGUAUGUGUGUGUGUGUGAGAGAGUGUGAGAAUAAGUAUCUUCUCUUAGUCGUAAAAACAAUUUCCGUAUUGCACGCGUUUCGUUUUUGCGACUAAGGGAGAAGAUGUUUAUUAUUUAAAGUAACCGGAAGAAGAGAAUGGAAAGGGGCGCGUGUACUCGUGCAUUAAAACAGAGAAGAGUAAACGUAUUGCAACAUACGCGGUUAUAUAAAUAUAAUAUACGUGCAUAUUACAAAGAAAAGUAUACACGGACUGUAAUCGAAGUACGCUUCUGUUCAGACGAGCAUAUACGUUAAUAUCGGAUAACAUGCUAUUCUUAUACAUUGAUUUUUAGUCCUGAAUCUUUAUAAGGAAAAUAAAUAUUAUAUAUUGUAAGAAGAAAAAAAUUAUAUAUAUACACUUAUACACACGGUGGACACAGAAAUCAUAUACGCGUGUACAUUCUAUUUAGGGUGUUAGAAGGUAGGGUCGAUCGAGGGCAUCGAGUAUUAUAAAUCAUAAUAUAUCGUACGUGUUUAUCAUGCGAUUACACGCAUUCAUGUUAUACUUUCGGCCGUUUCUUACCAGGAAUGGGACGAAACGAUUUAUUAACGAACGAUUCAUCGAAACGUUGUUGACGAAAGCGUGAUACGGGGAAUGUUGCUGUUUGUUAAAGAGACCUAGGAAGUGAUUUGAAAAUGUUGAAAGACAGCAUUGAGAUUUAUUUUCUUAAAAAUUUUACUGCGGUUUUACGCUAUUUAACUCUUCGCUUAUUUAAAAACGAAUCCAAAUUCUUAGGCAAACUUAAAGUCAACGAAUGAUUGAUACGGCUUUAAGGAAUAUCGAUUUAUUGCUUCGUUUAAUUUAUUACAGCAAGGAGUUGAACGGUAGGAAAUUAUGUUUUCAGAAUUAGUUUUUAGUGUAUCUGUUAAACGAUUGGUGACUCACGGAUAUGUUUUAAUAUCAGUUUGAGUUACUUUAGUUUGCGAGUUCUUCCAAGUUGAUCUUUUGUAUCUUCCAUAUUGAAACUGAUUAAUAAAAAUCUUCCAUUCGUUAUUUUAA